This is a messenger RNA of Echinostoma caproni, 1275 nucleotides long. The record is from the annotation of a GenBank genome assembly. Lineage: Eukaryota; Metazoa; Platyhelminthes; Trematoda; Plagiorchiida; Echinostomatidae.
AUGAGCGAGAAGCAAAAAAAGAACUGGGCUGAUUACAUGAAUAUUAUUAUCGAAAAUUGGGAAAAUAAACUCCAACCGGUCAAUUUUUUCAGUAAACGUCGCGCGGAUCCUCACUGCUGCACAAUAAGCGACGAGUCUUCUUGCAGUUUGAUGCUUAUAAAUGCGGCACCCAAAGACCCUCAAAAUUUCUACGAUUUAUCUUGCACAAAAAGCGACGCAUUAUGGCACAUGUACCCCGAAGAAAUUGAUACCAACCGGUUUUGUAAAUCUGAUCAUUGCAAUAUUCCCACCACCGACGAGUUGAAUCUUCUUCGAAAACCGGUGACCAGAGAUGUUCAGUUACCGAUAAUCCUCACUCUCGCCGUGUUGUGUAUACUCUUNUGCAUAGGACUUAUUCUGUGUUUCAUUCUCCUCCGUCGAAAAUCACGGCGGAAUGCUGCAAAUCAGCGAAAAACUAAAGUUGAUUCAGUUGGUAUUCAUCCCCUUGAGUACUGUCCAAAUCCGUCCGAAUCCGAUAGUUUGGCCGGCAGCUUUUGCAAAUCAAGUAAACCAUCCCUUCUUCGAACCGCAAUAGCCGUGCCGAGCGUAAACGGUAGUACACAUAGUAAUCCGUGCUCAGUUUACCGUGGUCGCGGUGCAAGCAGUCUGAGUCACUUAAGCUGUAGCGGAAUUGCUGCUGCAACUACAACGACACAACUGAGCGCCACAUCGUCUUCCGCUCAACCUACUCCAAUCGCUCCAUCGACUAGUGUCGGUGGAGGAAGUGCUGCACCUACUUUGCGUGAUUUGUUAGAGGAAAGUUGCAGCGGUUCUGGGUCUGGCGUUGCAUUACUAGUUCAACGAACUGUUGCUCGCCAAGUACAGCUGGAAGAGCGGAUCGGUGAAGGUCGCUACGGAGAUGUCUGGCGAGGAGUGUGGCAAUGCGAUCAAGUUGCUGCGAAAAUAUUUUCCAGUCGAGAUGAGCGCUCUUGGUUUAGAGAAACUCAAAUCUACCAGACAGUGAUGCUCCGUCACGCAAACAUAUUGGGUUUUAUAGCGGCCGACAACAAAGAUAACGGUUUGGCCACUGAGCUUUGGCUCAUCACCGAGUAUCAUCCAUUGGGUUCACUGUUCGAUUUUCUCCACGAGCAUUGCUUUCUACCGAUCGCUUUGGUUCGUGCGGUCGCGUCCAUCGCGAACGGCCUCACUCAUCUGCACAUGGAGAUUACCGGGACACAGGUGAGUUGUGUUUUAGUGUUGGGGGACUGUAUACGACGCCACAGUCCGACUUCCUGA